Molecule: messenger RNA, 1095 nt
Organism: Cyphellophora europaea CBS 101466
Lineage: Eukaryota; Fungi; Ascomycota; Eurotiomycetes; Chaetothyriales; Cyphellophoraceae
Product: mannose-1-phosphate guanyltransferase
Exons: 3
Coding region: 1-1095 (364 amino acids)
Biological process (GO): GDP-mannose biosynthetic process; cell wall mannoprotein biosynthetic process
Cellular component (GO): cytoplasm
Molecular function (GO): GTP binding; mannose-1-phosphate guanylyltransferase (GTP) activity
Source: RefSeq, a predicted model, not a curated record
AUGAAGGCUCUCAUUCUAGUUGGCGGGUUCGGAACCCGUCUGAGGCCCUUGACCCUGACAUUGCCCAAACCGCUUGUCGAAUUCGGCAAUCAGAGCAUGAUUAGCCACCAGUUAUCAGCACUGGCCGCUGCCGGUGUCACAGACGUGGUCCUAGCGGUGAACUACCGGCCAGAUGCCAUGCAGAGCGCACUCAAGAAGUACGAGGAGGAAUACAACAUCAAGAUUCACUUCUCAAUCGAGUCGGAACCAUUGGGAACCGCCGGUCCACUUAAGCUGGCUGAGAAGGUUCUGGGGAAGGAUGACAGCCCUUUCUUUGUCCUCAACGCCGAUGUCAUCUGCGAAUACCCGUUCGAGCAGCUGGCCGCCUUCCACAAGAAGCACGGAGAUGAGGGCACCAUUGUUGUUACAAAGGUCGAGGAGCCUUCCAAAUACGGUGUCGUCGUGCAUGCGCCCAACCACCCUUCCAGGAUUGAUCGCUUCGUUGAGAAGCCCGUCGAGUACGUUGGUAACCGCAUCAACGCCGGUCUUUACAUCCUAAACCCCUCGGUCCUGUCCCGAAUCGAGCUCAGACCUACUUCCAUUGAGCAAGAGACUUUCCCCGCCAUCUGCGCUGACGGCCAGCUACACUCCUUCGACCUCGAAGGCUUCUGGAUGGACGUUGGUCAGCCCAAAGACUUUCUCAGCGGAACCUGCCUCUACCUCUCCUCACUGGCCAAGCGCCAGCCCAAGAAGCUUGUCAGCAACAGCGAGCCUUACGUCUAUGGCGGCAACGUCAUGGUUCACGAGACAGCCAAGAUUGGCAACAACUGCCGCAUCGGCCCCAACGUCGUCAUUGGUCCUGGCUGCGUUAUUGGUGACGGUGUCCGUCUACAGCGGUGCGUUCUCCUAGAGGACAGCAAGGUCAAGGAUCAUGCCUGGAUCAAGAGCACCAUCGUUGGCUGGCACUCUACUGUCGGCCGCUGGGCUAGACUGGAGAACGUGACCGUGCUCGGUGACGAUGUAACCAUUGGCGAUGAGAUCUACGUCAACGGUGGCAGCGUGCUACCUCACAAGAGCAUCAAGGCCAACGUCGAGGUACCAUCCAUUAUCAUGUAA